AUGGCCAUCGCGGAGGCGUCCCCCUUCGCGGACCUGCCCUUCCCCGACGGCGGCCUGAAGAACGACGAGUCCUCGGAGACGUCUUCCAGGAGCGCGAGCGCUGGGAGCGACGGCAAGGCUAAGGAGGGGGAGGGUGAGGACGACAAGCGGCGGGCGCGGCUGGUGCGGAACCGGGAGAGCGCGCACCUGUCGCGGCAGAGGAAGAAGCAGUACGUGGAGGAGCUGGAGGGGAAGGUCAAGGCCAUGCAGGCCACCAUCGCCGACCUCUCCACCAGGAUCUCCUGCGUCACGGCUGAGAACGCCGCUCUCAAGCAGCAACUGGCCGGUGCCGGUGGCGCAGGCGUCCCGCCGCCGCUGCCGAUGUACCCUGGAUUGUACCCUUUGCCGCUGCCAUGGAUGCACCCGGCUUAUGCGAUGGGAGCGCGCGGCUCCCAAGUGCCGCUCAUGCCGAUACCUCGGCUGAAAACCAAGCAGCCUGCGUCGGCUGCCGCAGAGCCACCGGCCAAGAAGUCUAGGAAGACCAAGAAGGUUGCUAGUUUUAGCCUCCUUGGAUUGCUGUUCCUGAUGAUGCUCUGUGGGUGUUUGGUUCCUGCGGUAAAUCGGAUGUAUGGAGCAGUUGAUUCCCGAGAAGGAAUUGUGCUUGGUCCGUCACAAUCACGUCAUGGGAGGGUUCUGGCUGUUGACGGGCCUCGAGAUGGUGUCUUGGAAGGUGUUGAUUCGAAGUUGCCGCAUAAUUCAAGUGAGACGCUCCCGGCGCUGUUGUAUAUUCCUAGGAAUGGGAAGCAUGUCAAGAUCAAUGGAAAUUUGGUUAUCCAGUCUGUUGUUGCGAGUGAGAAAGCCUCUUCGUGCAUGUGUCACUCUGAUGGGAAGACUUCAUGUAACCAAGGACAAGAAGAUACUAGUUUGGCAAUUCCUGGCCAUGUUGCUCAGUUGAAUUCUGGAGAAGUCAUGGAAUCUGCUAAAGCAAUAAAAAAUAAACUGAUGGCUUUACCUCCUGGAGAUGGAAGCAUAUACAGAGACGAUGAUGAAUUACUGCCACAAUGGUUUAGUGAAGCAAUGUCAGGUCCUAUGUUGAGUUCCGGAAUGUGCACCGAAGUGUUCCAGUUUGAUAUAUCGCCGACCACCAUUGUUCCUGUCUACUCCAGUGGUAUGCACAAUGCAUCACAUAACUCCACGGAGAACCUCCCCUCCAGUCAGUCCCAUAAGGUCAAGAACAGAAGGAUUUUACAUUCCAUGGCCGUUCCCCUAAAAGGUUCAACGUCCAACCACACCGAUCACCUCAAAGCGCACCCCAAGAACGAGAGCUUUGCUGGAAAGAAACCGGCUUCAUCGGUGGUGGUCUCUGUCCUGGCUGACCCUAGAGUGGAUGCUGAUGGAAGGAUCUCUUCGAAGUCAUUGUCGCGUAUAUUUGUUGUAGUCCUCGUUGACAGUGUAAAGUAUGUCACUUACUCUUGCGUCCUGCCGUUCAAAACCCAUAGCCCUCAUCUGUGA
Molecule: messenger RNA, 1491 nt
Organism: Triticum turgidum subsp. durum (durum wheat)
Lineage: Eukaryota; Viridiplantae; Streptophyta; Magnoliopsida; Poales; Poaceae
Source: the annotation of a GenBank genome assembly